This is a messenger RNA of Cotesia congregata, 537 nucleotides long. The record is from the annotation of a GenBank genome assembly. NCBI's taxonomy places the organism in Eukaryota, Metazoa, Arthropoda, Insecta, Hymenoptera, Braconidae.
AUGGAAAAUACUCCUGAAAUUCCAAAUAAUAACGCUUCUCUACCUGAUCAACUAACCACAUAUCUCCUAAAACUUGUCACAGAGAUUGAAAAGUACUUCACCUUAGAGGAAGUACUUGAAAAAUUUCCGGCCAGAGAUUUUCCCACCCUUCCAAAUGGGCUGAUUGAGCAAAUGAUGAACGAGCGAGACGAGAUUCAUCGUAAGCUUGAAAGUUACGAUAGUCAGCUUGAGGGAUUAAUCACACCGGAGAUAAAAGACAGAAUAUCCACCAUGGCUCUUGAUUUAACCGAGCACAGAGACAUAAUAGGAAAUAUCUUUCAAUGCAUUAAGUUUCCUUUUCAUAAGAAAGAAGAUUAUGUUUCAGACAAAGAGACAAACUACCUUAAAAUAGCCGAUUACGUUCGCAAAUAUGACCAAACUUUUAAUCUUGGGCUCGCUCCUCUCCACCUUCAGUGGAUCCAAGAAUUCGGAGAAGUUCCUGAGGCAUCCACCGACGGCAGUGCGACAUUGAGUAACACUUCCAUGAACGAAGUAUAA